AUGCAUUCAUCUUUUAUUAAUUAUUUUCAUAAAGAUUUGAUCAUAUUAUAGAUCAUUUAUAUCUAUUUGUGGUAUGUUCUUUCUUGGAAAUUUUAAAAUUUGGCUUAAAAUAUUGUGGAUUAUGAAGUUUAAACAAUGAUUAUUAUAACAUCUUUAGUAUUUGUUACUUAUACUUAUGGAGCAACAGUUUUAGUGAAUGCUGUCUUAUAAGAAGUCUAUCGAACAAUCAGGUAAUUGAAAAUAAUAUUAAUAUUUUUAGUUAUUGUACUGAUCAUCUACAAACAAUUAAAGAAUUUUAUGCUAAGAUUGAUGAAAUAAAGAAUAAGAUUCAAUUAGCCAUUUCAUAAUUGAUUGAUAAACUAAGAAGGAAAAAUUAAUGA
Molecule: messenger RNA, 380 nt
Organism: Paramecium primaurelia
Lineage: Eukaryota; Ciliophora; Oligohymenophorea; Peniculida; Parameciidae
Source: the annotation of a GenBank genome assembly